Molecule: messenger RNA, 3965 nt
Organism: Xylona heveae TC161
Lineage: Eukaryota; Fungi; Ascomycota; Xylonomycetes; Xylonales; Xylonaceae
Product: DNA topoisomerase II
Exons: 5
Coding region: 196-3855 (1219 amino acids)
Biological process (GO): resolution of meiotic recombination intermediates; sister chromatid segregation; DNA topological change
Cellular component (GO): nucleus
Molecular function (GO): DNA topoisomerase type II (double strand cut, ATP-hydrolyzing) activity; DNA binding; ATP binding
Source: RefSeq, a predicted model, not a curated record
GACACGGAGUCCCUGUCUGCUUUGUUGUGCAUUUACCGGAGUAGUCAACGCCUAGCAACGGCACAGCCUGUGUCCACCGACUCUCAUUAACCUUGACAUGCCCUGCUGAUUUGCAUUCUGUCUUGUUUUCUUUGUCUAUAAAACAUCUCCAUUCGUUUCUGCCUCGAUCCACUCCUCAUCUUCCUCCUGUCCAUCAUGGAUGAUUCCUCGAUAUUCGAGCAGAUUGCAAGCUCGGACGACGAUUUUGCACCUGCCCCAGUAGCUAAACCCAAAGCCAAAGCUGCUCCCAAAAAAGCAGCCAAGCCUGCGCCUCGGAAGAUGCAGCAGACAACUCUUCAAUCCAAGACAACAUCUCGGAAACGACCAAAGCCAGUAUCUGAGGACGAUGAACCCGAGGUAGAUGGUGGAGCCGGCGAUCAUGACGAAUCUCUCCUAUCGAGUACGCCACCAAGUUCCAAGAAACAAAAGAAAGCCCCAACAAAAAAAGCGCCGGGGAAGCCUCUUAAAGAGAUCGAAAACGAAGGGACCGGCCUUGAUGGAGCUACUGACGUGGAUAUGGACAGAGCGGAUGCCACGGACCGCUAUCAGAUGCUCAGUCAGCUGGAACAUAUCCUCAGGCGCCCAGAUACCUAUGUAGGGUCGAUUGAAAGGACCGAGAAACAAAUGUGGGUCUAUAAUUCUACGACUGAGUCGAUGGAGAGCCGACCGGUCAGCUUCGUCCCGGGGCUCUAUAAAAUUUUUGAUGAGAUCGUGGUUAAUGCCGCCGACAACAAGCAAAAUGAUCAAAAGAUGGACGCCAUCAAGGUGACUAUUGAUCGGGAGAAAGGAGAGAUCAGCGUUUGGAAUAAUGGCAAAGGCAUUCCUAUCGAGAUGCACAAGAAAGAGAAAAUCUAUAUUCCUGAAAUGAUAUUCGGUCACCUUCUAACGUCAUCCAACUACGACGACAAUCAACAAAAAGUUACCGGUGGUCGAAACGGCUUUGGCGCGAAACUUUGCAACAUUUUUAGCACAGAAUUCAAUCUUGAAACCGCAGAUUCUCAAAUGGGAAAGAAGUACAAGCAGACGUGGACCAACAACAUGACCAACAUGGAGAAAGCCAAGAUCACCAGCUGCAAGGGUGAUGACUACACCAAGGUCACAUUCAAACCAGAUUUUGCCAAAUUCGGCAUGGACGGGAUUGAUGACGAUUUUGAAGCUCUUGUAAUGAGGAGAGUCUACGAUCUGGCGGGUACAUCUCGGGGCGUCAAAGUUCAUCUGAACGGCGAGAGGAUCAAGAUUAGGAAUUUCGAGCAGUACAUGAAGAUGUACACCAAAGCCAUCCAAAAAGAGAACGGCGAAGACGGAGAGGCGGUCAAGAUCAUUACUGAAUCUCCUGAUCCUCACUGGGAAAUCGGGUUUACCGUCUCUGAUGGUUCGUUUCAGCAGGUUUCAUUCGUCAACUCGAUCGCAACAACCUCUGGCGGGACGCACGUCAACUACAUUUGCGAUCAGAUUGCCAACCGCCUACUGGAAACGGUCAAGAAGAAGAAUAAAAAUGGAGCUAAUCUGAAAAGUCAUCAGAUUCGCAACCACAUGUUUCUAUUCGUCAACUCUCUCAUUGUAAACCCGGCUUUCACUUCACAAACGAAAGAACAACUCACCACGAAAAGCUCCCAAUUCGGAAGCAAGUGCGUUAUCACUGAAGAAUUCCUCAAGAAGGUUGCUAAGACGGACGUUGUCAACCGUAUCCUUCAUUUUGCCCAGCAAAAGGCCGAUCAAUUGAUGAAGAAGACCGACGGCAGCCGCCGAAGCCGCAUGAACAAUCCAAAACUCAUUGACGCGAACCUGGCUGGGACUAAAGAUGGACAUCGGUGUACCCUCAUUCUCACCGAGGGUGAUUCGGCCAAGGGUCUUGCCGUAGCUGGCCGGGCUGUUGUGGGGCCAGACCUUUUCGGUGUCUUCCCUCUGAGAGGAAAAUUGCUCAAUGUCCGCGAUGCCACCAUCGAUUCAAUCGCCAAGAAUGCUGAAAUUCAAAGCAUCAAGAACUUUCUUGGCCUUCAGCAUAAGAAAGAAUACAGCGAUACGAAAGGACUCCGGUAUGGCCAUCUUAUGAUCAUGACCGACCAGGAUUUCGACGGAAGUCACAUCAAAGGACUAUUGAUCAAUUUCUUUCAUCAUCAGUUUCCUAGUCUCCUGAAACUUGAAGGCUUUUUAAUUGAAUUCAUUACGCCGAUUGUCAAGGUUUGGAAAGGUGAUCCGAAACGGCCGACAAAGUCACAAACCUUUUUCACCAUGCCUGAAUAUGAGGUCUGGAAGGAAGCUCACAAACACGAGCGAAAUUGGGAGCACAAAUAUUACAAAGGUUUGGGUACGAGCACCACCCAGGAUGCUCAAGUCUACUUCCGAGAUCUUGAUAGACAUCUGAAGCAAUUUGACAAGCUGAAAGAAGAGGAAGAACAAUACAUUGACCUCGCCUUCAAUAAGAAAAAGGCAGAUGAUAGAAAGGAAUGGCUUCGUCGUCACGAGCCUGGCACGUAUCUUGACCACUCCGUCGAAAAGAUCACCUACGAUGAUUUCGUCAACAAGGAAUUAAUUCUCUUCAGUGUGGCCGAUUGCGCCCGGUCACUCCCGUCGGUUAUUGAUGGUCUAAAGCCAGGUCAGCGUAAAGUUCUCUGGUCUUGCUUCAAGCGCAAUCUGAAAAAGGACAUGAAAGUCGUCGAACUUGCUGGUUACGUCUCGGGGCUUGCUGCAUAUCAACAUGGAGAGUCAUCUCUUCAUCAAACCAUUGUCGGGAUGGCUCAGACGUAUGUUGGUGCAAACAACGUCAACUGCUUGGAACCAAGCGGAAACUUUGGUACUCGUCUGAACGGCGGAAGCGAUGCUGCAAGUGCUCGAUACAUUUACACUCGUCUUUCUCCAUUCGCGAGACAGAUUUUCAAAGCUGCGGAUGAUGCCCUGCUUACCUACAAUACCGACGACGAUCAGCUUAUUGAGCCUCAAAUCUAUUGUCCAGUCGUUCCGACGAUCCUUGUUAACGGUGCCGAUGGGAUUGGUACUGGCUGGAGCACCUCGAUUCCCAAUUUUAACCCGGAGGACAUUGUCGCAAACUUGAAGCGCAUGAUGGAUGGACAACCGAUUGAGCCUAUGGUACCAUGGUACAAGGGUUGGAAUGGUGAAAUCACGAACUUGGGUGGCGGUCGUUAUAAAUUCAGCGGCAUCAUCAAACAAACAGGCGACAACGAGGUUGAGAUUAGCGAGCUGCCAGUCAAAAUGUGGGUCCAGGAUUUCAAGGACAAGCUAGAGGAAAUCAUCAGGGCAGAAAAGGUCCCUUCAUUUAUAAAGGAUUACACAGACUACAAUACAGACAACAGGGUCCAUUUCGUUGUGCAAAUGGAGGAUAAACACAUGAAAGCCGCUCUGGAGGAGGGACUGGAAGAGAAAUUUAAGCUUUACAAGGUCAUCAACACCACAAAUCUGGUGGCAUUUGAUUCAGCUGGCCGUAUCAAGAAGUAUGCAAACGUGGAGGAUAUUCUGCAGGAAUUCUUUGUUCAUCGUCUCAAGUUCUACGAAAAGCGAAAGGCCUAUCAACUCUCAGAGAUGCAAAGAGAGCUCGACAAACUGAGUAACCAAGCUCGGUUUGUGAAGAUGAUUAUUGAUGGCGAACUUGUCAUUUACCGGAAGAAAAAGAAGGAUCUCAUUGUUGAAUUGCAGCGAAGGAACUUCAAGCCUUUCCUUAAGACAGUUGAAGCUACCAAAGAUGCACCGAUGGAACCUUUCUUAGAAGGGGAGGAUGACGACGAGGAGCCGGCCGGGGUUCCUGCUGGAUCAUAUGAUUACUUGCUUGGCGUAAGUUUUAUCUUUUGUUUAAAUGAAUAAUUUCCAUAGCCUAACGUGCUUCCAGAUGGCCAUCUGGUCUCUCACGCAUGAACGGGUUGAAAAGUUGCUGCGGCAGAUAGGGGAUAAGGAGAUUGAGAUUGACACACUCA